Messenger RNA from Vicia faba (fava bean), 2031 nucleotides. The record is from the annotation of a GenBank genome assembly. Lineage: Eukaryota; Viridiplantae; Streptophyta; Magnoliopsida; Fabales; Fabaceae.
AUGGCUAGAACUAGAACCUAUAACAACGUAUUUGUUCUGUACACUAACUUAAUGAUCUUCUUCAUUCCCAUUGUCAUCUCCCUCAGAAGCCUCACUCCAGACAAAUCCAUUAAAUAUAACGACUACCUAGAUUCCGAAACUGGAAAAUUCCAAGCAGGAUUCUCCAGCAUGGGAGAUUCACAAGAUAUAUACUUUUGUAUAUGGUACAAGAAUCCAAACCAAAGGACAAUUGUUUGGGUAGCCAAUAGAGAUAUACCACUGCAAAACUCAACAGGAGUAUUCAAACUCACUGAUACAGGAAAUCCCGUCAUAGUUGAUGGCUCAGGGAACAAUAUUUGGUUCUUGAAUGCAUCAGCAGUUGUAGAGAAUCCUUUUCUAUUGCUCUUGGACACCGGAAACAUUGUCGUACGAAACGGAAGUGUUAAUGAUGUUUGGUGGCAAAGCUUUGAUUAUCCUAGUGAUACUUUAUUACCAGGGAUGAUACUUCAAACUAAUAGAAUCAGUGGAGCGCAUAACUCUUUGACAUCAUGGAAAAACACAGGUGAUCCUGGAACAGAUUAUGCUGAUGGCUGUGUUAGGAAGGUGAAAUUGGAUUGUGACGAUAGAGACAGAUUUGUUAAGUAUACAAAGAAGAAGUUGCCAGAUACGUCUUCGUCAUGGUUUGACGAGAAAAUGAAUCUUAUGGAGUGUGAGAAACAAUGCCGGAAAAACUGUACUUGUAUAGCUUAUGCGAGUUUAAAUAUUGAAAAUGGUGGAAGUGGAUGCAUCAUUUGGUUCAAUAAUAUCAUUGAUAUGAAGACAGAAAUCUCUGUUGGGCAAGAGAUUUACAUAAGAAUGGCUGCUUCAGAAUUAGGUAGUUCAACUAAUAACACAAAGAAGAAAAUGUUACUAGUUAUUUUAAUAGGAAUUGGAGCCCUCUUCUUUAGUAUUACAACAAUUGGAUAUGUCAUCUUUCUAAAGAGGAAAAAACUUCAGAAGUCAGGUAGGGAUACAACAAUUAACCAUCAAGAUAACAUGAAUUAUGAGAUGGAGAGCAUUGACAUAUUAACUUUUGAUUUUUCUACCAUAACUAAUGCUACCGAUCACUUCUCCCGCGUUUACAAACUUGGAGAAGGUGGAUAUGGACCUGUUUACAAGGGUGUACUAGCAAAUGGUAGAGAGAUUGCUGUCAAGCGGCUUUCGAUUAAAUCUGCACAAGGGUCACAGGAAUUUCAAAAUGAAGUUCUAUUGAUUGCAAAUCUUCAGCAUAGAAAUCUUGUGAAACUCAUUGGUUGCUGUAUUCAUAAUGAUGAAAGAAUAUUGAUUUAUGAAUACAUGCCUAACAGAAGUUUGGACAACUUUAUUUUUGAUCAAACUAAAAGUCAAGUAUUGAAUUGGAAUGCACGUUUUCAUAUUAUAAGCGGGAUUGCACGAGGACUUCUGUAUCUUCACCAAGACUCUAGAGUAAGGAUCAUCCAUAGAGAUCUAAAAACCAGUAAUAUUCUUCUUGAUAAUGAUAUGAACCCAAAAAUAUCAGACUUUGGACUCGCUAGAGCUUUUGGUGGAGAUCGUGCUGAGGCCAAUACAGUAAGAAUAGUAGGAACUCAUGGUUACAUGCCUCCAGAGUAUGCUGUAUAUGGAUAUUUUUCAGUGAAGUCUGAUGUCUUCAGUUUCGGUGUUAUUGUUAUGGAAAUAAUCAGUGGGAGGAAGAGCAGAGAUUUUUUUAACCCACAACAUAAUCUUAACCUCAUUGGACAUGCAUGGAGACUUUGGAGUGAGGAUAAACAAUUGGAGAUGAUAGAUGAGUCCCUUAAAGAUUCAGUUGUUAUGGAUGAGGCAUUAAAAUGUAUUCAAAUAGGACUCUUGUGUGUGCAAGAUAGAGCAAAUGAUAGGCCUGAAAUGUCAUCUGUUGUUCUAAUGUUGAAUGGGGAGAGAGCAUUGCCUAGUCCAAGGAAGCCCGGGUUUUAUCCACAUGAAAUUGUCUCUACCUUAAACAAAGAAGAAUUUUCAUCAACAAAUGAAAUUUCCAUUUCAAUUUUACAUCCAAGAUGA